Molecule: messenger RNA, 681 nt
Organism: Dentiscutata erythropus
Lineage: Eukaryota; Fungi; Glomeromycota; Glomeromycetes; Diversisporales; Gigasporaceae
Source: the annotation of a GenBank genome assembly
ACGAACUUCACAUGGAAAGUUUCAAAAACCACCCAAUAUUUCAUCAGACGCAAAAAAAAUGAGGAUGAAAUACAAGAAUACUUCAUAGAUGAAUGUAAGGCACUAAAAGUAUUACCAGAGAUAAAACUUCAUGUUGUAGACACACAUUCUAUACCAUUACUGAGUACUCAAAAACCAGAUUUUGUAUUCAUUCAAAAAGGAAAACCUCUAGAUCCAUUGAAUGUUGUAGCUGUUGGUGAAAUAAGAACUAGUCAUAAUUUUAAAAAUGCUGAUAUAGGACACGCAGUAGCAUUUGGUAAAAAGGUGCUCCAGCUUCAACUACAACGACAAUAUGUAUAUGCAGUGUUAACGGAUUGUAUCAUACGAAUCUUUAGAGGAGACAAUAAUCUAUUUUCGUAUAGAUACAUAUUACCCGAGCCAUUAACAUAUAAAACUUCUGAACCUCCAAAUAGUUGGAAAUAUUUGGUGACACUCGUGGAGAAUUCUCCGGACCAGUUGGGAUGGAUUGAGCCUUCAAUAAAUUUCGCAGAUGGAAAUACUAUAAAAACAGUAACAUUAGUUCGAUCUAUUAGUGUGGGUAGAACUAGUAUUGUAUAUGAGGGAACCCUUGAGAAUAAUGAAAGCUCUGUAGUCGUGAAAAAAAGCAAAAAACGCACAAUAUUUACAUUGCUUUACCAAUGA